Molecule: messenger RNA, 3163 nt
Organism: Parasteatoda tepidariorum (common house spider)
Lineage: Eukaryota; Metazoa; Arthropoda; Arachnida; Araneae; Theridiidae
Molecular function (GO): iron ion binding; oxidoreductase activity, acting on paired donors, with incorporation or reduction of molecular oxygen; monooxygenase activity
Source: RefSeq, a predicted model, not a curated record
AGGACAAUAAAUAAUAGAUCUUUGGCGGAAAAAAAAGAUAAAUUCAUCGAUAAUAACAACACUAUUAAACGAGUGAAUUUCCUUGCUGAAGUUAGUAUAUUUUUCAACCUACACGUACUACCUAUCUUGAAGUAAAAUGGCGGAAUCAACAUCAACCCUUUUAUUAAUUGUUCUCAGUUCAAUAUUCUUUAUAAUAGUACGUUGGGCUGUAAAAAGGUACCGAAAACAUCAAGUUUUAAAGCAGUAUGGAAUUCCAGGGCCAAAACCGAAUUUCUUCGAUGGUCACAUGUUCGCCUUAAGAAAAGAAAACACACCACACAAACUUAUGGAAACAUGGAGGAAAAAGUAUGGUGAUAUUUUUGGCUAUUAUAUGGGAGAAGUGCCAUACAUUGUUGUAAAUGAUUUGGACGUUAUCAAAAAAAUAAUGAUUAAAGACUUUCAGCUGUUCAGCAAUCGACCAAAAUUGUACAUGAAUAUUAAGCCUUUUGACCAUUCAUUAAUUGCCUUGGAUGAUAUCCGAUGGAAAGAAGUGCGUUCCAUUCUUUCGCCCGUAUUCAGUACCAGCAAACUAAAGCUUAUGAAGAGUAUUUUCGAGAAAAAAGUUGAUAUUGCAGUCGAUAUUGUAAGCAAAAAAGUGCAAAAUAACGAAAUUUUUGACAUUUACAAAAUAUUUCAAGGGCUGACGAUGGACACGAUUUCUUCCUGUGCUCUGGCUAUGAAGACUCGUGGCUUGGAAAAUCAUAACGAUCCAAUGAUGUGUGCAAUGCGGUCAUUUAUUCAUGAAGCUCAUUCCCCGGCCAUCACUCUUGGCGUUAUGUUCCCAAUUUUGGAAACUAUUUUUACAUUCCUGGUUAACAAUUUGGGCAAUCAUAGUCAAAUGAAUUCCCUCAUCCUUGGAAACCUGGAUAAGGUCAUUAGUGAAAGAAGGAAGAAUCCUGAAUUAAGGAGUAUGGACGUACUUCAACUUAUGUUGGACAUCAGUGACGAAGAGAAAAGCAGCAGUACAAAGUUGUCUACAAUUGAAGUGAUAGCAAAUGCACAUUUAGUACUCAUAGCAGGAUACGAAACAACUUCCACUGCCUUAGCAUUCAUGCUUUACUUGUUAGUAAAACACCAAGAUGUCCAACAACGCCUCUUUGAAGAAAUCGAUGGAGCUCCCGAUGCGAGCUACACCACAGUUCAAGAGCACCGGUAUUUAGAUCAAGUCUUCAAUGAAUCCUUGCGAAUAUAUCCUCCCAUAACUGGAUUCGUAACCAGAGAGUGCAAACAAGACUAUGACGCUGGACCCUGCACAUUCCCUAAAGGAUCCGCAGUGUUGAUACCCGUUUGGGACCUUCAACAUGACCCAGAGUUAUACCCGGAUCCGUGGAAGUUUGAUCCAGACAGAUUUUCCCCAGAAAACAAGAAACACAUAAAGAGCAUGUCUUUCCAGCCAUUUGGCGAAGGUCCCAGAAACUGCAUUGGAUCCAGAUUUGCACAACUCGAAGCGAAAUUGGCUGUGUUUAAACUCAUAAAGAAAUUUAAAUUCGUGCCGUGUGAGAAAACUGAAGAAAACAUCACCCUUGUGACGCCAACUUUAGGAACAUGUCCAAAGAAGGGUGUUUGGUGCAAAGCUUUGCCCCGAGAAAACAAUAAAACAACCUCAAGAAUGUACGUGACACUGACUCUUAUUAGCGUCUUUUUCUCCUUCAUUGUUAUCAUCAUAUCUAAAUGGGCCAUUCGGAGGCAUUCAAUCCACCAGACGUUGAAACGCUACGGAAUACCUGGACCGGAACCGGACUUCCUAACUGGGAAUCUGCGCCAAUUGAAGAAGGAUCCUACGCCAAAUGAGCUCAUGUCUGCUUGGAUUAAAAAAUAUGGAAACAUAUUAGGAUACUAUGUGGGAGAAGACAUAUUUGUGGUUAUCAAAGAUCUGGAGAUACUGAAAAAGAUCUUAAUCAAAGACAUCAAUGUGUUCAGCAACCGACCAACAUUAUUUGUAGACGUUGAUCCAGCACCAAAGACUUUGGUCGGUCUUCGAGACAAAAGAUGGAAGGAAGUCAGGAACAUUGUCACUCCUACUUUUAGUUCAGGAAAAAUUAAACAAAUGACAGAUGUUUUCUCUAAGAAGGUUGAUAUAACUAUUGACCUUAUAAUGAAGAAAGCACAUUCGAAUGAAGGAUUUAAUAUCUCUCAACUUGUGCAAGGACUGACCUUAGACGUGAUUGCAGCCUGUGCUCUUGCAAUGAAAACAAAUUGCCAAGAAAAUCCUGAUGAUGCUCUUCUCUCUAAUGUAAGGACUAUUAUGGACACACAGUACAAUAAAUUAGCUGAAUACAUCAUAUUAUUUCCUUUUAUGUCUAAAGUGAUUAAAUUACUUGAAUUUACAACGCCCUUCAAACAAUCUAUGGAUUUCAUUGCGAAUCAUAUAAGAGGCGUGAUUAAAGAGCGACGCAAGAUCCCGAACUUCAAAAGUGCCGAUAUUCUGCAAACUCUUCUCGAAAGCAGUGAAGAAGGAACUAAAUCUGGAAGUGGAACUAAAUUAACCGAAGAGGAAGUUGUGGCCCAAGCUUUCGUAGUAUUCUUAGCUGGUUAUGAAACAACAGCAACAGCUUUGGCUUUUACCUUCCACCUGUUAGUAACCCAUCCAGAGAUACAGGACCGUCUCUACGAGGAGAUAAAAGAUGUAAAGGAUUCAGAUUACGCAACGAUACAAGGUCUUCAGUAUUUGGAUCAAGUAUUCAAUGAAUCCCUUAGGUUGUAUCCUCCAGUAACAGGUUUUACAUCCAGAGUUUGCGAUCAAGACUACGAUAUUGGCCCUCACACGAUUCCCAAAAACGCGCACGUUUUUGUUCCGGUCUGGGACCUCCAACAUGAUCCAGAAUAUUGGCCAGAACCUUAUAAAUUUGAUCCAGAUCGCUUUUCUCCAGAGAACAAAGGAUCGAUUAAAAAUAUGACAUACAUGCCAUUCGGAGCGGGACCCAGAAACUGCAUUGGUGCUCGCUUUGCCCAACUGGAAGCAAAAAUGAUUCUUUUCAAGCUGCUGAAAAAAGUGAAAUUGCAACCCUCUGAGAAAACGGAGAAAGAACUUACUUUACACACUCAUACGGUGAUAACUUAUCCAAAGAACGGCGUGUGGCUGAAAGCAGUUCUAAGAAAUUAAGAAUUCUAGCAUUGAAAAGAA